Molecule: messenger RNA, 743 nt
Organism: Xenia sp. Carnegie-2017
Lineage: Eukaryota; Metazoa; Cnidaria; Anthozoa; Malacalcyonacea; Xeniidae
Exons: 1
Coding region: 102-527 (141 amino acids)
Source: RefSeq, a predicted model, not a curated record
AAAUACGAAACUUGUUGUGUCUGCAUAUUUUUAUACUUCCGUCUACCAACGGUCUCCACUUCAGUCCUGUGAAGGUGCAGACUGUACAGUUUGUGUACAAAAUGGUUAAGAAGCAUACAGUUCGUUUGACUGUUGAAAAUCAAUCGGGCUUUUCAAUGAACUAUAAAAGAGAUUGGUUUGAUUCCGGACGAUUAGCUGAUACAUAUUCUUGGCCAGAAGUUGUUGAAGACGGUCGUCAAAUGGAUAUUAUGUGUUACGAGAGAGACAAUGCUGUAACUGGCUGUAGUGGUUACACGGCAUAUGAAAUCAGUGGUACAGUGAUCACGUUUGCAUUCAGCAAUCCUUUGGUGGGUAAAAAUAAACUGGGUGUUGGUGUUGGAGAAUGGCAUGUUUGGAACGAGAUGGACUACCAUGAUUACAACGAAUUUACGAUUGUAAUUCCUGUAUGUUCAUCAACAUUGAAAUUUGUUUGCAAGUGUACUGGUUCGACGACAAAUCAUGCGACAGUUAACAUUUUUCGUUUGUAAUAGAGAACAAAUAAGAACCGUGUGCACAUCAAGCUUUGUUCUGAGAAACUCGUGUAGCCGUAUCAAUGUUUGGAUGCAAACUAUCUAUUCACAAUUUGUUUUUUGCUCAAAUGCACCGCUUUCAUUCUGUUUAUUAAAUUUAUGAAUAGACUAGACAACAUCAUUUGUAUAUUCGUAUCAAUGCAAAAGUAAAUUUUUCGUGUCUAUAGUAUCAUA